AUGGCGCUAGUGAAGCAGAACGGUGGUCUGGAUGUCACCAACCAUCCUCAAUUCAAAAAGCUCCAGAGAACACUCGUGAACUACGAGAACAGAAUCUCCAACCUUGAAGCAGAACUGUACGAUGACUCGGACGAAGAUGAUGACGACGAUGACUACUGCGACAGAUGUGAUAGCCUGGUCCAGGAAAAACUACACCUGGAAUCAUGUCUGAGCAAACGCCGGCAGACCAUCGAGGCCGAGCAACAGAAGAAUGCCUCACUUACCGCAAGUCUAGCGAUUGCCCAGCAAAGCCUUGCAUGCUGCCAGCAAGAAAAAGCAGCGCUCGAACAUGUAUCCGCAUCUCACAAGGCUACGGCGGCCCAGUGGAAGAAUCAAUACAACCAAAAAUUGAAAUAUCUCGAAGACAAGAUCACUGAGUUGAGAACGGAGCGGGAAGCCUUCAAGACCAAGCUGAAUGCGGAGUUGAAGACAUCAGAGGCAAAGAACACAGAACUGAAAGCCCGUGAAGUCGAGAUCGCCGGGUUGAAGUGUGAGCGGGAUGUCUUAGAGGAGAACAUCGGGAUCCAGAAUCAGCGAGACCUUCUUCUUUCUGAGAAUGCCGCGCUGCAAGUCGAGCGAAGCGCUGCCCAAUCUGAAACCACCAGCGAGACAAUCACGGAAAACAUGAUCUCGAUCGACCUUUUUGAGCUGGAAAAUAAAUGGGUCGAGAUUCCAGGUGACCAAAUGGACAACGAAUAUAUGGAACAACAGUGGAAUCUGCCAUCAUUGAUUCCGCUUAUGUUGACGUCUUUCGUUCCCCAGAAAAGUUUACAACUAUAA
This is a messenger RNA of Penicillium cosmopolitanum, 819 nucleotides long. RefSeq lists its product as uncharacterized. The record is from RefSeq and is a predicted model, not a curated record. NCBI's taxonomy places the organism in Eukaryota, Fungi, Ascomycota, Eurotiomycetes, Eurotiales, Aspergillaceae. The transcript has 2 exons. Bases 1 to 819 code for a protein of 272 amino acids.